AUGGCUGGAGGGAACGCAGCAUCACAGCCAUUCAACAUGGAGGCCAAGUCCAAUGAUGCAAAGAGCAACAAGAAGGCCGCCGGGAAAGCCCAUGCGAAGACAGCAGGAGCUGGAGCGCACUUUAUGCCCCCACAGGCGCAAGUGUUGCAGACAGUUCAGGUCCCUCGCCGUUUUCCUGGCCACUUCAUGCCUCACAGGUUGUGCAAUCACUGGAAUCUGCAGGGAUGGUGCAAGAAAGCAGAGACCUGCACCUUUGCCCAUGGAAUCCAAGAGCUGCACCCGGAUGUUCAGGCUCAGCUUUUGCAGCAGAAGCCUGGCAUGCCACCGCCGUCUGUGACAAAAGAUGGUCGACUGGUGGUGCAUGGUGUCUCGAAGCCGGCAGGGAAGGUUGAAUCAGUUGGUUAUCCCAUGCCAAUGCCCGACGUGUAUGGCAGCACGAACCUCUUGGGCUCAGGUCUUCUGAACACGAAUUUUGGCUUCGACCUCACAGGCACACAGAUUCCGCCCCCAACGGCCGCCAUGCAGCUGAAUGAGCUGCCAGAGCUGAAGGAGACUGCAGACGACGCCCAGGAGCCAGCACGAGCACGUUCCACAUCUCCAGGCACCCCCAGCAAGCGUCGACCAGCACCAGCGCCCCUGUCGUUGGACGAUCUCUCCCUCGAGAAGGGCAAGAGUUCAGUGCUUGCGAUGCAGAACGUGUACUAUGCCGGCAUGCGCCCCCUGGGCUCGCCGAUGCGGGUCUCGGUGGUCUCCAGGCCUUUGCCCUCGCCAAUCUCUACAGGAUUUACGCCAACCGGGGCGACGACUUCUGUAGCGACCUCUGUGGCUAUGGCGGCCAUCUCGACUCCGAAGACAGGAACAGCUCAGGUUCCAUCGUUGGCCAGCCCGGCAAGGGUGACCACACACUUUCCCACGUCGUUGGCCAGCCCCGCAAGGGUGACCGCACACUUCACCCGCAGUCCCACUGGUGGCCUGAUGUGGCCUGGCUCUCCCACUAUGGUGUCACCCACCGGGAAACCGUCUACGCCGGUACCCAUCGACCGCUCGACCCUGCUGCAGGCCAGGCAGGUGGCCGUCCGCAUGGACCAGGGUCCACCCGGCUUGGCCAUGUGGGCACCAACACCGACCACGAAGGCCAACCUCUUGGGUUUCCGCUAUCCUGAGCCAGGAUACAUGGCAGUUGCACCGCGAACGCCGGGAGCAUGA
Symbiodinium natans is the source of this 1206-nucleotide messenger RNA. The record is from the annotation of a GenBank genome assembly. NCBI's taxonomy places the organism in Eukaryota, Dinophyceae, Suessiales, Symbiodiniaceae.